GUGCAAUCUUCCCGCAUACUUUCGUACCUACCAGACAAUCACUGCGAGCAUUUUCCGACCUCGUCAGGUCCCACAUGCUUGUGUUGUUUCUGCAUGUGCAAGCUUCUCUACCACUACUGUAAUCAUUAAUGUCAUGUUGGCAUAGCUAUUGAUUUCAUUAUUGAUUUUGCUAUCUUAUUCUUAUUAGUGUCAAUUGUGCUGUUAGCAUCCUACGACCUACAUAUCGUCGCGUAUGUUAGUGUUUGAACCGACUCUUAUCCGAAUUGCCUACCUUAGGUUAAAAUAGUAUUCGCAACUAUGUCGUUCGAUGGUUCUUAUUCCGCAACGUUGAGUCCGUCAGUGUCCGAGAGCUUCGGAUCCCACGUUCUAUCGAACUCGAUAUCGUCCUUGACAUCCUCAACAACAUCUCGUCCAUCGUCGAACAAUAUUUCCAAGACCUACCGACAGGCUUCGCAAUUAUUCCUAACGCGUCGACUUCCCGAAGCCUUGUCAACAGUCCUACCCUUGAUCACCCCAUCCGCCGAAAGUUCCAACGUAAAUGGAUUGACUGAACCGGCACCCGUUGCUCGAGCUUCGAGAUCCACAAGGAUAAAGGUAUGGAGUCUUUAUCUGACGAUUCUCAAUGCGAUAUUGGAACUGGAUGCCGACGAAGGGAAAGAUGCCUUUGGUACACAGGAAUGGCGUACUAUAUGUAAGAAGGUGCGGGACAGCGAUGUUUGGGAAGAAGUGGUACAGUUCGGAUAUCAUGGCGUCGAAGGGGAGGUAGAUUCCGAUGUCGUUAUAAAUCUGGCGACUCUUCUGCUUGCACAUGCGAAAUCACAGGCAGUCAACCAGAAACGGCUGGAGAAUUAUCUAGCCUCAUCAAGCACCCCGAACCUUGAUAUAUCUAAACAGCUUGAGGCAACUAGAUCUCCGCGAAGAACAUCGCGGAGUCGAAGGUCCCACUCUAAGAGUGGUGCUGACACUCCUCGGGAUCUCAACGCCAGGGUUAAGAUUCUCGAACUGUACACCCUCCACGUCUUGUUACGUAAUAAUGAAUGGGACUACGCCAGAGAGUUUAUUAGCUCUAGCGCAGUACUAGACGAAGAGCGGAGGGAUGCCUUCUUACAGGCUCUUCAAAGUUUACAGGAAGAGCAACAGGAAUCAGAACGGAAAGAACGCGAAGAGAAGCAAAAGCAGGAGGAACAACUGCAAAAAGAUAUCGAAGAGGCUAGGAGAUUGAGAGCGGAGAAUGAAGCAAGAGAACGACGUCGAAUAAACGAAGAGAGAGCCAAACGAGAAGGUACUGAAGUCGACUAUGGUAUCGAAAACACUCCAAGUACUUCAGGGGUGAGAAAUAAGGCUCGGAGCGGUUCUAAUGGCUCUGUAUUAUCAAAGUCAUCCAAAUCAUCCAAGCCAUCUGCCCCCAAGGAGAAGAAGGCUGCAGUAGCGCGUCCAAGCCUUAGUGCUCGAGCUAUAAUGAUUCUAUCAAAUCUUCGCAACAUCAUCGAGCAGAUGAGCGCUACGUUUAGAGCAAACCCGGUAUUACUUAUGAGGCUGUUGGCCUUUGUCAUUGGUGUAAUUGUUAUGUUUGGUAGGAAAGGUGUUCGCGAGCGGGUUCGGCAGAUUCUUGGUACGGGCUGGAAUAAGGUGAGAUCAACGGCUGGUAUGGGUGUUAAGGUGAGCUACAUUUAGUUGAUGGGUUUAUAAUAUGGCUUUCUGUAUAUCAUCCUCUUUUAGCAGGUAAUAAUCACUCGGGAAUACCGGAUAGUAUCCUGAACGAAGUAUGUCGCAUACGUUUCAAAGUUUUUAAUGAGGAUUGAUUUAUAUUGGUAAUAUGUUGG
Daldinia vernicosa is the source of this 1823-nucleotide messenger RNA. RefSeq lists its product as uncharacterized. NCBI's taxonomy places the organism in Eukaryota, Fungi, Ascomycota, Sordariomycetes, Xylariales, Hypoxylaceae. The transcript has 2 exons. The record is from RefSeq and is a predicted model, not a curated record. The coding region runs from base 298 to 1674 and encodes 458 amino acids.